UUUGGAGGGAGAGAAGGAAAUCAUCAUGUACCAGGAUGACCUUGAAGGUGAUGUUCAGAUUCCGGGACCUCCCACCAACGUGCAAGCCUGUGAGAUCAGCAGAAAUUAUGUGGUCCUCAGCUGGGACCCCCCCACUCCCCGGGGCAAGGAGCCGCUAAUGUACUUCAUCGAGAAGUCUGUGGUGGGCAGUGGCAGCUGGCAGCGAGUUAAUGCCCAGACGGCCGUGAGGUCCCCACGAUACGCCGUCUUCGACCUCGCUGAGGGAAAGUCCUACGUGUUCCGGGUGUUGUCAGCCAACAAGCACGGCCUGAGCGACCCCUCGGAGAUAACGGCUCCCAUCCAGGCGCAGGACACAACAGUGGUUCCUUCUGCCCCGGGGAGGGUGCUUGCUUCCCGGAACACCAAGACGUCAGUCGUGGUGCAGUGGGACAGGCCGAAGCACGAAGAGGACCUGCUGGGCUACUACGUGGACUGCUGUGUGGCAGGGACCAACCUGUGGGAGCCGUGCAACCACAAGCCCAUUGGAUACAACAGGUUCGUGGUGCACGGCCUAACCACUGGCGAGCAGUACAUCUUCCGGGUGAAGGCCGUCAACGCCGUGGGCACCAGCGAGAACUCCCAGGAGUCUGACGCCAUCAAGGUCCAGGCGGCCCUCACUGUCCCAUCCCAUCCGUACGGGAUCACGCUUCUGAACUGCGACGGCCACUCGAUGACCCUUGGCUGGAAGGUGCCUAAAUUCAGUGGUGGCUCGGCCAUCCUGGGAUAUUACUUAGACAAGCGCGAGGCUCACCACAAGAACUGGCAUGAGGUCAAUUCGUCACCCAUCCAAGAGAGGAUCAUAACGGUGGAGGGCUUGACAGAAGGUUCCUUGUAUGAAUUCAAAAUUGCUGCCGUCAACCUGGCCGGAAUCGGGCAGCCAUCAGACCCCAGCGAGCACUUCAAGUGUGAGGCCUGGACAAUGCCAGAACCCGGUCCCGCCUAUGACUUGACUUUCUGCGAGGUCCGGGACACGUCGCUGGUGAUGCUUUGGAAGGCCCGGGUAUAGGGCAGCAGUCCCGUGUCUGGGUACUUGGUGGAUUUUAAGGAAGAGGAUUCAGGAGAAUGGAAGACCGUAAAUGAGGCGGCAACCCCAAAUCGUUAUUUAAAGGUCUGUGACCUGCUGCAAGGCCACACGUAUGUCUUCAGAGUGCGGGCUGUGAAUGCUAGCGGGCCAGGGAAGCCGUCAGACACAUCGGAACCAGUGCUGGUGGAGGCCCGGCCAGGCACGAAGGACAUCAGUGCCGGUGUGGAUGAGAAGGGCAACAUCUACCUGGGCUUUGACUGCCAGGAGAUGACCGAUGCCUCCCAGUUCACGUGGUGCAAGUCCUACGAGGAUAUCGCUGAUGAGGACCGGUUCAGGGUCCACACCGAGGGCGAUCAUUCGAAGCUGUACUUUAAGAAUCCAGAAAAAGUGGACAUAGGGACCUAUUCUGUGUCCGUGAGUGACACUGAUGGCGUAUCCUCCAGUUUUGUUCUGGAUGAAGCAGAGCUUGAGCGGUUGAUGAUCCUGAGCAACGAGAUCAAGAACCCAACAAUUCCUCUGAAGUCAGAGUUAGCUUAUGAGAUUUUUGAUAAGGGCCAGGUUCGCUUCUGGCUCCAGGCUGAGCACCUGUCACCCGACGCCAAGUUCCGAUUCAUUAUCAAUGACAGGGAAGUCUCUGACAGUGAGAUACACAGGAUUAAAUGUGACAAGUCAACUGGCCUUAUUGAGAUGGUAAUGGAUCGGUUUACUAUUGAAAACGAAGGUACCUACACCGUGCAGAUUCAAGAUGGAAAAGCCAAAAGUCAAUCUUCCCUGGUCCUUAUCGGCGAUGCGUUCAGGGCCGUCCUCGAAGAAGCUGAGUUUCAAAGGAAAGAGUAUCUCAGGAAGCAAGGUCCUCAUUUUGCUGAGUAUUUGCACUGGGACAUUACAGAAGCCUGUGAGGUCCGGCUUGUCUGUAAGGUUGCAAAUACCAAGAAAGAAACGGUUUUCAAAUGGCUCAAGGAUGAUGUGCUGUAUGAAACUGAGACCCCACCAAACCUGGAGAAGGGGGUCUGUCAACUGCUCAUACCAAAGUUGUCCAAGAAAGACCAUGGUGAAUACAAGGCAACCUUGAAAGAUGACAGAGGUCAAGAUGUAUCUGUCCUUGAAAUAGCUGGCAAAGUGCACGAGGAUAUGGUCUUGGCAAUGAGUCGAGUCUGUGGAUUAUCUGCCUCUCCCCUGAAGAUACUCUGCACCCCAGAAGGAAUCAGACUCCAGUGUUUCAUGAAGUACUUCACAGAGGAAAUGAAAGUCAACUGGUAUCACAAAGAUGCUAAGAUUUCAUCCAGUGAGCACAUGAGGAUUGGAGGGAGCGAGGAGAUGGCAUGGCUGCAGAUCUGUGAGCCCACGGAGAAGGACAAAGGGAAAUACACUUUUGAGAUCUUUGAUGGCAAAGACAACCACCAGCGCUCCCUCGACCUGUCUGGACAAGCGUUUGACGACGCCUUUGCAGAAUUCCAGCAGCUCAAGGCAGCUGCAUUUGCAGAGAAGAAUCGUGGCAAGGUGAUUGGUGGCUUACCUGAUGUGGUGACCAUAAUGGAAGGCAAGACCUUGAACCUGACCUGCACGGUGUUUGGAAACCCUGACCCCGAAGUGGUUUGGUUCAAGAACGACAGAGACAUUGAGCUGAGCGGGCACUUCUCGGUGAAAGUGGAGCAGGCCAAGUACGUCAGCAUGACCAUCACGGGGGUGACCUCUGAGGACUCCGGCAAGUACAGCAUGAGCGUCAAGAACAAAUACGGAGGAGAGAAGAUUGAUGUCACUGUCAGUGUGUACAAGCAUGGGGAGAAGAUCCCAGAGGCCUCUCUGCCCCAGCAGGCCAAACCCAAGCUCAUCCCUGCGUCCACUUCUGCAUCUGAAUAAGGGCUGUUUUCCAGCUCCGGGAGAAAAAGCCUGGGAGUUGUAGGAAUGCUGUGUGCUGUGCUGAAUGAGUGCCAGGACCUGAGCGAUGUCAUGUGUGGGCAGAUAGCCAAUGGCACACUAGGCUUCUGAGUUUUGCAUUCGUGGUUAUUAUUUUAUGUCUAAGCGGAGAGCUAAUUUUCUGCAGGGUGAACAGUUUGCAUGGACAUGAGGUGAAUGAGCAGGUGGGGAGGGGACAGCUCACAUGGUCACAGUCACAGGCACAUGGGAGCAAUGCCAAGUGUGUCCAGCAUGUGGUAUUGUGGGGAGCUGCCACUGCCCAGUGGUGGGCGAUGCUGGUGCCUGCAGGGCCUGGCAGCUCCAGAACCCCACUGUGGAGGUCUGCUACCUGGUUAUACUGUUUUCUUUCACGAUAGGCUGAUAAUACUUUAAAAAGCAACUUGUGGUUUCUCUGUACCCAAAUCCUACCUAACCCUAUCUUCCUCUCCGGGCUUGCUUCAGUGUGGAUUUUCACGCACCUUCACAGCAUGUGGACGGUGCACUUAGAGUCCAGAGAGCCAGGCGAGGUGCAGAACCCCCUGUGGGACUGGGCACCCGGCCUACACGGACCUGCCACAUCCCAAUUCCUGAGAAGCGUGUGUCUUGUGGACGUCAGAAAUGUUACUUGGAUUUCGUACAUGGAGUAAAGAGCCUCUGCAGAGGAAAACAAACUGUGUGGCUGACUUUGUUCUUAGUGUGCUAGCUAAUUAGGGAGGAGGUCCAAAGGGAGGAAGACACUCAUCUGAAGGGACAAUUGUCACAGCCAUGGAGAGAGAACGAGGUGAACAAGUCUUUUCUUUGAACUUCGUGUUUUUUGGAAAGAGGCUGAGAUUCCUCUGGCAUGAAACUCCCGCCCAAGGAUUUCAGUGUAAUAGUUACUUUAGUGCAGAAAAGGCUUGGGUCGUUAAGAACAUUUUAUCGCUCUGGGUCAUUAGGGACAAUCCCAGUUUUAUGACAUUUUGUUACA
Molecule: messenger RNA, 3926 nt
Organism: Castor canadensis (American beaver)
Lineage: Eukaryota; Metazoa; Chordata; Mammalia; Rodentia; Castoridae
Source: RefSeq, a predicted model, not a curated record